CGAAUUGUUUUGUUAUUGGCCACGGCCAUCGCGGCAGAGGCCUUUCUUGUUUACCUUUGCACCACAAUUAGUUAAGAAGCAGAGCACGCAACACGAACCCGGGUCCGGGGCAGGAUACGGUGGAGAAAGCCAAGUCCCCAAAAAGGGAAAGAGAAGCAGUGCUAAAAAUAACAAACAAUUCGAGACGUAAACAAAGACCAAAGGAGUAAACAAUUCAGGAUACCAACCAAAAAGGACGCACUCUUCUUGUGGUUACUCCAGCUUCUGUUCAUCUAAUUCCAGUUCUGGCCAUACCGGUCGCGAAAAUAUAGAUUAUGAGCGCUGAACUAUCCGGUUUCCGGCGCUUCUUGCACUGGGGCCCCAUAACAGCGUUGAGCAUUAUCAAAUGCAUAACGCUGACAACGCUCUACAUGAACUCGAUGUGGUGGCCACCGAAUGAAUCAUUUGCCGCCUUCGCCCACCAGGCCCUCUUCCUGCUUCUCUCCACUUUGGCCACUUUCAAUUACGUCAUGGCCACGCUGACAGGUCCCGGCCUGAUGCCCAAACAGUGGCAACCGAAGGAUCCCAAGGACACGCAGUUCCUGCAAUACUGCAAGAAGUGCGAAGGCUACAAGGCACCACGCUCCCAUCACUGUCGCAAGUGCGACCGCUGCGUUAAAAAGAUGGAUCACCACUGCCCCUGGAUCAAUCACUGCGUUGGCUGGGCCAAUCAUGCCUACUUCACUUUCUUCCUGUUGUUCUCCAUCCUGGGCAGCUUGCACGGCACCGUGGUGUUGUGCUGCUCCUUCUGGCGCGGUAUAUACCGAUACUACUAUCUGACUCACGGCCUAGCCCAUCUGGCGAGUGUCCAGUUCACGCUGACGAGCAUUAUCAUGUGCAUUCUGGGAAUGGGCUUGUCCAUCGGAGUUGUGAUCGGACUGAGCAUGUUGCUCUACAUCCAGAUGAAGACGAUUGUCACCAACCAGACGGGCAUCGAAAUCUGGAUAGUAGAGAAGGCCAUCUACAGGAGGUACAGGAAUCCCGACAGCGACGACGAUUUCCUGUAUCCAUAUAACCUGGGAUGGCGCGACAACUUGAGGCAGGUGUUCAAUGACGAGUGCCAAAAGCGUGGAGAAGGCAUCGAGUGGCCUGUGGCUGAAGGUUGUGACCAGUAUACUUUGACGCGCGAGCAACUCGCCCAAAAGGAGGAGAAACGGGCACGCACCCGCACCUACAAGUGCAUCAGGCCAGUCACGGGUCGGUGGCUGCCGCUCUUUUCUCAGGGCUGGCGUGUGUGCGUGGGAGCUCCGUGCUCUGAUGAACCGCGCAUCCAUCUGCGACCCGACGACAUCAUUAGGGUCACUCGAUUCCGAUCGCACUGGCUGUUUGGAGAGCGGGUACCCUCCGAGCAGGAAAUACGCGGAGAGAAGAAGCACCAGCGCAAGGGUCACAUCCGGGGAUGGUUUCCUCGGCAAGCCGCUGUCGAGCUCAUUGAACCGGAGCAAGACUCCAGUGGAGAUGGCAGCCACGACGAGAAUCCCCCAGCUCAGAAUAUCAACGGUUAUCACAGACAUUUGAAGCAGCAGCAGCGCAAUGGACACGCCAAGAAGUACAUGUAGCUCUGUUGGGGACCGAAGCAAUACAUGGCUUGUAAAUAGAUUUAGAAAUCGCUUGAAGACUCGCCUCAAUCUCGCUUAUCCGGGCCGUCGUCUCGUUUACUCUGUUAACACUGUCGACCAAUAAAAACAAAACCGAA
Molecule: messenger RNA, 1735 nt
Organism: Drosophila ananassae
Lineage: Eukaryota; Metazoa; Arthropoda; Insecta; Diptera; Drosophilidae
Product: palmitoyltransferase ZDHHC6
Exons: 5
Coding region: 315-1598 (427 amino acids)
Biological process (GO): protein palmitoylation
Cellular component (GO): Golgi apparatus
Molecular function (GO): palmitoyltransferase activity
Source: RefSeq, a predicted model, not a curated record